This is a messenger RNA of Recurvomyces mirabilis, 1725 nucleotides long. RefSeq lists its product as uncharacterized. Lineage: Eukaryota; Fungi; Ascomycota; Dothideomycetes; Mycosphaerellales; Teratosphaeriaceae. The transcript is spliced from 2 exons. The record is from RefSeq and is a predicted model, not a curated record. The coding region runs from base 1 to 1725 and encodes 574 amino acids.
AUGCCACCUGGUGUGCCUGAACCAUACUACAAAUCAUCUGAUCCUUACUGGCCAAACUCGCCAGAUCUUCCCGUUAAGCUCCUGUGCUCGACUCGUGGGGCUAUCCAUAUCCAGCUGGUUCCUGUGAAGCUGUCUUCUUCCACUUCCUCUCCUACCAUCUGGGCGGAGGCAAAUGCAAUCGUCCAGCAGCUCAAGACGACCGUUGCACGUCGUGAGGUCAGGAUUGCAGGGCAGAGGAAUGAUUUGCUUCUCAAACGGGAGCAGUCUCUGUUGAAGGCGGAGAUGACGCAACUGCAGCGUGCAGAAGACGUCAGAGAUCGCUUCACCAAGGAUGACAGUGAUGAGAGCGACGAUGAUAGCGGCGACGAAAGUGAUGAGGAGACUGAGCCCGAAGAGCCAGUCGUCCCGUCUGCUCUGGAGGUCGAGCCGGAAGCUUCGUUGGCGUCGCCACCUCAGUCAAAUCCAGAUGAGGUACCUACUGUUGCUGCCGCCGAGUUCACUAGCGACCUUGAUGAUGACAGCGACACGAACUCGCUAUUCGAUGGUGAAGUCGAUGAGAGCAGUUUCGACAUAUUGACGACUGCUCCCACCCAGCUUGAUGGCGGUGAGGCUACUGAGGCCGCUUGUGAAAGCACGGCGUUGGUGCCCACUACUGGGAUCCCACGGGAUACCCAGGCCUCGGUUGUGGUGAGAGUAGAUGGUGCCAAAGCCAAGCUCACCCUACAUAAUGGUGAGGAUGAUGCUGCCAAACCACGUGAUAGUCUGUCGCCGAUCAAGAAAGCUCUUGCUCCACUUGCUCUGCCUGGUAGAGCUGAUCUCAUCCAUCUUGGAGGCGGUGAGGUGACUGGUGCCGCUCGUAGUAGCGUGCCAUCGGUGCCCACUGCUGUGAUCUCAGGAUCGCAAGCCUCAGCUGUCGUGCAGACGGCUCUCCCGACCAUGAAGCCUCUUGCUUUGCCCACUGGCGGCCCCGCUACGUGGUGCCAACCUGCCAAGUUUGGUCGCCCGAGUCGGACGACCGAAGCCCCUAAUCCUGACUAUACAGGCGACCGGACGGCUUCGCCACCGCUGCCAUCAAAGUCAUCGGUCGUUGACCUCACCGCCAACGACAAGACGGCGGCGCAGGGUCAGAAGGUAGCUGUCACCGAACAGACGAUGUCAGCAAAGAAGGCUGGUAAGCGGCCACGUGCUGCUGAGCUAGACGACGACGAGCGGGCUUAUGCAAUCCAGUCAAAGAUCAGACUGCAGCAGCAUCGGGAGCAGCAAGACUUUCUCCGCGCGCAGCAGCUCUCCCUAGCUCAGCAUGUCGGCUGCCAGGACAGUCAACCAGGACCCUCCACGUGGGAACAGCAGCAGCAACAGUAUCUCGCGCCACCGCAGAGGACGCAAAACAUGAUGGCAGGCUCCUCGGCAUAUCAGCACGCGCUGCAGCAGCCCGUGUUACCAUCACCACAGCCUGACUACAUUGCAAUGCUUCAGCAGCGGCAGCAGCAACAGUACCACGCUGCCAUGCGAAGGGUAGCUUCUCAAUACUGUGCAGCCCCGCCGGUAGCACCGGCGACCUACAUGGCCUACCAGCAGCCACAACAGCAAGUGGGAAACUACCAGCAUCAGUCACAAGCGUUACAAUAUCCUGCUGCCAUGCCUCAGCCCGUCUACCAGCAGGCGCAGGCUUCGCCACCUGGCUUCCUGCCACAGCAAUACCAGCAGUGGCCGUAUCAACAGUAA